This is a messenger RNA of Myxocyprinus asiaticus (Chinese sucker), 5108 nucleotides long. RefSeq names its product MAX dimerization protein 1 (gene mxd1). Gene Ontology annotation, molecular function: RNA polymerase II cis-regulatory region sequence-specific DNA binding; DNA-binding transcription factor activity, RNA polymerase II-specific; protein dimerization activity. The transcript is spliced from 6 exons. Gene Ontology annotation, biological process: negative regulation of transcription by RNA polymerase II. The coding region runs from base 1416 to 2084 and encodes 222 amino acids. The record is from RefSeq and is a predicted model, not a curated record. Lineage: Eukaryota; Metazoa; Chordata; Actinopteri; Cypriniformes; Catostomidae.
GGCAAAUGUUGUGCCCUCGCUCCAAAAUGGCGUUACAGUGCUGCUUAGUUGCACCAUUAUCUUGCGGAAACGUAUUACAGCAUUCAUAUAUUCACGGUUUAGAAUGACCCUCAGCCAUUGGUCCUCUGUUAGAUUGACAGGCAAAGCAUCCAAUGAGAGCCCUGAUUCCUGUUUCGUCCGUCCAAUAAAAUCGCAGGUUCUCCCGAGUCUCUGACAGGCGUACAGGAACAUGACAGCAACUAGCAAACAUCUCAUCUGCCUGGCACAACGACGUUAUGGUUUCGCUAGCUGCGUGUUUUUGUCCUAUUUUUGAUUAAUUUUUCUCAGCUGCACACAGCCAAAUAUUAGCAUGUGCAAUUUGAGCUGUUUAAUAAGUAGCAAGGCCGUUUGACACGCUUAAAUCGAAACCAGCGAUUGUUUGGAUUGUUUUUUUGUUUUUUUUAGAGGCCGUGUAUUCGUACAGUCCCUAUUUUCACAGCCUAUUUUCAACGCUUUUUUUUUUUUUUUUUUUUCCCCAACAACCAAUCAACAUUUUUCCAAUUUUUCUGCUUUUAUUAUACAAAAGAUUAUUGCCUACCACUUCGCUGGCAAGGCAUAUUAAAUUUUAAUUUUAUUUUAUAUAUAUUAACAAAGAAUUGGAGUUGACUGCUGUUUGUUUUUCUAACGCAACCAGCACAGCAGCAGCAAAGCUCAAACAAAAUAACAAAAAAUUACUCACCAGCUGCUCAAACACACAACCAGUACCCUCAUCAGAUCUGUCUGACUGAGCUGUCAAUCUGGUAUUUUUGUCUAUUUUUCCUGGUUCAACGACGCACAUUGGUCGAUUUCGCAGACUAUCAGCGACUAAAAAUUGACCCAAGUGCAGAAGUAAAACUGUGAGCUCUUAUCUGUUUGACAGCUCAUCUAUAAAAGUCUUCAGACCUUUUUGAGUGUCGCCACUUACAUGGUUUCAGGAAGAGUUGCCCUGAUUUUUUUAAACCUGGAGUUUUUUGUUGUUGUUGUUCGCGUGUGUUUUUUCCACGGUCGUGUUGCUUAAGUUCUAACAUUUUUAACAUUUUACGUCCAAUAUACAGUCUAAUAUGAGCAAGACUAGUUAAUUUAGUUUGUGUGUGUGUGUGGCAGCUAAGGGACAUUUUUAUUCCUUUAUUUUUUUUAUCCUCCAGCCAUUUGGAAACCAGCGUUAGAUUUGUUUUACAUUUUUCUUACACCCAAUUUUGUACACAUUUUUGGCUCUAAACAUCGACAUAUCUAAACAUUUCCCUUGCUGCCUUACAUAAAAAAAUAUAUUUUAUAUAGUCGUCUCGCUGGAUUGUUUUUUUACUGACUAAAGGAGGAAGAAGCGUGAAGGAACGAGAGGCUAGUGCUUGUUUUUUCCCUCUUAUUUCUGAUCCGGAUUGUCAUUUUAUCGCUUAAAAAUGUCGUCGAUCGAAAAACUGCAGAUGUUGAUCGAAGCAGCUGAAUAUCUUGAUCGAAGAGAAAGAGAAGCGGAGCACGGCUACGCCUCUAUGUUACCGUUCACCAGCAACAAAGAGAGGGAUGGUUUGAAACGAAAAAUAAAAAGCAAGAAAAAUUGCAGCAGCAGGUCUACACACAAUGAGAUGGAAAAGAACAGGAGGGCACAUUUACGACUGUGUUUGGAACGCUUGAAAUCCCUGGUGCCCUUAGGACCAGACUCAAACAGGCACACAACCCUCAGCCUACUUAUGAGGGCUAAGGAACACAUCAAGAGGUUGGAGGACAGUGAGCGGAAGGCCCAGCAUGCAAUAGACCAUCUACAGAGAGAACAAAGGCACCUGCGAAGACGUCUGGAGCAGCUAGGUGUGGAGCGUACACGUAUGGACAGCACGGGCUCCACCAUCUCCUCAGACAAAUCUGACUCCGACCAAGAAGAGGAGGUAGACAUUGACGUGGAAGGAACAGACUAUCUCCUCGGAGAUCUGGAGUGGAGCACCAGCAGUGUAAGCGACUCGGACGAGCGGGGAAGCUUGCGCAGUAGCUGCAGUGAUGAAGGCUAUUCCAGUGCCAGUCUCCGUCGCCUCACCAACCCUCAGGAGAAGAGUCCAGCCCUGGGCUGCAGUCUAUAAGAGCACAGCCUCACCUCGGUUCUCAGCCACUCAUCUCCUACCACGUCAACCUCCUGUCGGGUCCUCUCUAAUACUUAAACUAUGUUUUCUCCAUUGUGACCGAUGAUCUUCACAAAGACUGAAAUGGAAAACAUUUUUUUAUCAACUUGCUCUGACAAAUCCAGUCUGUUGUGUGUGGUGUGAUGGAGUUUAGUCAAGAGGAGGAAGCACGGAGAAAGUAUUGGAGUUUGGACGUGGCAUCCACCAACCAGACCUCAAACAUGCAGCACUAACUGGGAGAAGAGGCACCGCCCUCACCAGGCAGACCUUCUUCACUGAUCCUAACCAAUCCCCACUUUGUCCAGUCAGAUAUUCCACCCAUCAGCUUUCGCACCCCACCCUCCAUCAUGGCCAGUUAUGGAGACAGACACUUGAUUGGAACAUUCCCUCCCCAAAGACCCUAAAAAUACACUUAAAAACCUCAUAAGCCAGAUGAAGAAUGUGUACCAUACCACACCCACUGCCUAGUCCCUGUCACACUCUUUGGGACAAUUGCACCCAAUCGUUCCUUCAAUCAGACUGAACCGUCCAGUAGACACAGGGCUGGGUCACCUGACCAGUUAGCUAACCUACCAGAGCAUGGUAUUUUGCACUUAGAUUAUGAUGUUCGUAGGAGUGGCCUUUUUACACUCAUCUUAAGACAGUUUUGCCUCGUCCCGCUUAAUAAUUGCUGACAGGAUUUGGGAAAGCUGAGAGAUCUGAGCAAAAGGGCAACUUCUACCAUACAGGCAGGGAUCGCUUUGUGUCAAGAUGUGCUGUCAUGUCCUUUCUUUUCAAACGUCUCUUUGAAGGGACUUUUGUAGUGAUGUAUCAGACGUAGUGUGUAAGCUAGUCUUAAAAAUAUCUCUACCUGCACUGUCUAAUACCCGCCCACCACUCCUGUCAAUGCAUUGGGACAUCAAUAUUUUUUCCGGUGUUUCUCCAAUUAAAAUAUCUAUAUAUCCUUUAAACAAGAUAAAAAAAAAUUUAGAAGCAAAAUUAUAUAUUAAGUCUUAUUUUCAGAGAAUUCGAACAAAAUUUUGUGAGGUUUACCCUUAAAAAACUAAAUGAGAAAAAUAUCUGUUUGUCAGUGGGGUAAGAAAAAUAAACUUAAUUCAAAGGGAAAACAAGAUUAUUUUUCUAAUUCUGUUGGCAAAUCGUUCUUCUAGUUUUAAGUAUAAACCUAACUACAUUUUGUCUGAAUUCUCAAAAAAAUUAAAGACAUAACGUCUUAAAGGAAUAUUCUGGAUUAGAUACAAAUUCAGCUCAAUUUACAACAUUUGUGGCAUAAUGUUGAUUACAAAAAAAAUCGACCUUUAUUUAAAAUAAUAAUAAUAAUAAUAAACAAGGGAUGAGUCAAAUACUUUUUGUGUUAAUUAACAUUAUGCCAUAAAUGCUGUCAAUUGAGCUUAACUUGCCUUGACCCCUGAACAUUCCUUGAAGUAAUUUUGCUUCUUAAAUAAAAAGCUUGUUUUGAGGAAGAAAAAAAGGAUUAAGAAAAUAUAAAUAUAUUAUUUAUAGUGUAACCCAGCAAGCACUCACAAUAUUCAUGCUGUGCAAAAUCAUCAGGGUGGUAGCAAUACACACCUUAACUGGACUUACUGGUGGAUACCUGAACAACCUAAACGUCAAUUUUUGACAUCCUAAGCGAAAGGAGCUGUCGGUGGGUUUCGAAUUCUCUUUUUCGUUGUCGUUUUUUUAAGCAACACUGUAUUUUUAAUGCCCCCCAACCUGCCACCUUGAAUUUUACUACUUCUGGGGGACGACACAACUGAAAACACGUUUUCAUGUAGAACCGUUUGCAGCAUGAGAUUCUUUGAAGAGUUUUUGGGUGGGGUUUAUGGGAUGGGGAGUGGGGACGGGGGAAAUGUGGAUCUCAGGUAUCUCUUCCUCUCUCUCUAAGGACAGUGGUGUUUUUUGUGUGUAUGCGUGUGUGAUGCAUCCUCUUGUUCAUGCUUGUUUUCUUUUUUGUCUUGACUGUUCAGCCUCAGAAGUACAAGGGUGAUUCUACAAGCACAUUCCAUGAUAGAGCAGAGCAGUGGAGGUAGUGUUAUUGCAAGGACUGCAGACACUGAUAGAAAGGUCUAAGGCUUCAGAUUACCUAUGAGCUAUGGACCCUCUGUGCUUCUGCGCCAUCAGACUCAUUGUAAGAGUGUGUGUGUGUGAGUGUGUGUUUGCGUCGUUCCUCUGUGGCUGCUGCAUUGCAGUUUUCUUCUGCACCUAGCUAUAUACCAUUUCAGCUAAAUGUAGUCAUGAUAUGUAUAUAGUUAACAGAAAAAUAUGUACGUAUAUUGAUAAAGUAUUUAUAUUUGAUCGACAUAUAUGUUCAAACAUAGACUUUAUAUAUAUGAGAAUAUAUUUAAGUAGUGAUUGCUUUAGUUGCUUUCGUUCUUCCUUUUGUUAGUUUCAAUGUGUAGUUUGAUUUGCACUCUAUAUAGAUACGUAUAAAUAUAUAGAAAUAUAUAUAUAUCCUAAUGUUUUACACAUCCUGGUGCUCACAGAGCCAAAAAUCUUUCAUUAUAUUUUUCUUCUGCACAAAAAUGAAAAUAUGUUGACAAAAAAACAACAAAAGUACAUAAACUGCAUUAAAAAAAUUUAAUUGGAAGUGUUUGUUAGAUUGUUGGUGGCAGUACGAUUGUGGAAAGUUGGUAUGAAAAUGAUAGCUUGUUAUUUUGGUGCCUAGGUAGAACAGAAUUUGUUCCUAUAACACUAGUGAGUAAAAAGGAGCUUUUUCUCGGUUUUCCAUGAAGGAUCUGUAUGUUUGAAUGUAGUGACAGUCUGUCCGUCACCAUUGCAACACAAGCCAACAUCAAAAUAGAGAGUUAUGAAUAUAGAUGCACCAAAAAAAGAUCCGGUAACACUUAACAAUAAGGUUUAUUAGUUAAAUUUACAGCAUUUAUUAAUUUUUAUUUAUUUGUUUAAGGGAUAGUUCACCCAAUAAUGUAAAUUCUCUCAUCAUUUACACACCUUUAUGCCAUCCCAAAUGUGUAUGACUUUCUUUCUUUU